AUGCCGGGAUGGUUCAAGAAGACGUGGUACGGGCUGGCGUCCCUCCUCAGCUUCUCCUCCUUCGUCCUGAUCGUCGUGGCCCUGGCCGUGCCCCACUGGCUGCGCGGGAAGAUCCUCUGUCAGACGGGGGUGGACCUGGUCAACGCCACCGACCCCGAGCUGGUGAAAUUCAUCGGAGACAUUUACUACGGGCUCUUCCGAGGGUGCAAGGUGCGACAGUGCGGCCUGGGGGGCCGCGAGUCCCAGUUCACGAUCUUCCCGAACCUGGUGAAGGAGUUGAACACAAGCCUUCACGUGACGAUCCUGCUGCUCCUCUUCUUGGCCCUGGCCCUGGCUCUGGUCAGCACGGGCUUCGCCAUCCUCAACAUGAUCCAGGUUCCCUAUAGCGCGGUCAAUGGCCCUGGGGGCAUCUGCCUCUGGAACGUUCUUGCAGGUGGCACCGUGGCCCUGGCCGUGGGCAGCUUCACGGCCGCGGUGAAGUUCCACGAGCUGACCGCGCGCAUCGCCAACUUCCAGGAGACGCUUUUCCGCCUGGUGGUGGUGGAGGAGGAGUACCAGGAGUCCUUCUGGAUCUGCGUGGCCAGCGCCUCCGCCCACGCCGUCACCUUGGUGGCCGUGGCCAUCAGCCAGAUCCCCCUCCCCGAGAUCCAGACCAAAGUGGAGGAGGCCACGGUCACGGCCGAGGACAUCUUGUACUGA
This is a messenger RNA of Sorex araneus (European shrew), 699 nucleotides long. RefSeq names its product clarin 2 (gene CLRN2). The transcript has 3 exons. The record is from RefSeq and is a predicted model, not a curated record. The coding region runs from base 1 to 699 and encodes 232 amino acids. Lineage: Eukaryota; Metazoa; Chordata; Mammalia; Eulipotyphla; Soricidae.